GGUAGGUAUAUGUAUGUAUACUAACAACCAACAAUACCUACACCAGUUGAUCCCGCACACCCCUCUUGACCAAUCCCAGGACUGGAUGGCAGGUUGGGCCAGGGGUAAGCAUACUGUGUUGAUACGUCCCAUCUCUACUAGACGCCUGCAGGGGUUGUGCCAAGCAAUAAGAUGACCGCAGUGCCCUUCAGCCACGCUUCCCCUUACGAGACGGAAGGUUACAAUUUUUGCGGCUCUGCGGCUCUGCGUGGAGCUCCCUCCAGAGCUGGAGGGGGGUCAGAAGGAUUCCUACUCUCCCCCAUGUACAACUUAGAACGCCUAGUAACAUAACAGUCUAGUUUAUUCUGUCUCAAUGGCAUCAUUUAUAUCCUUUGAGGCAAGCUGCUUCUUAUUUCUUGCUUCGCCUCUUUGUUGCUUGCGAGGCAUGUCCUACAACAUAUGCAACACCAAGCUUCCCUUCACAAGUCCUAUCUCAUGUCCUAAGUCAAGCUAGGAGCUUGCUUUUCGGUCAUCUUCUGACAUUCUAUUAUACAUAUUAUACUAUAUACCAACUUUUCUCCUCGUGGUCUUUGCCGUCGGGGCUUAUUUCCGACAAGGACCCGGUCAAGACCCGAAGUCGAAGGACUGUGCCUCCCAUUUAUUCUAUCAACGACCAUCUAGAACAUCUUACUUAGACCCUGAGGUGCCUUAAUGUGACCAUCACCAAACACAUCUAGCUCAUUAACAAUAGGAUACCUGAGAAAGAUGGAGUAUCAACACUAUACCUACUCCGAAGCCAUGCAACUCCCGGAAUACAUGGAGACGGAUAUAUCGAUGGAUGGCUUCAUCGAUCCUAACCUCAAGCCUUCCGCCCUACACUGGACUCCACAGAUUCAACGAUACUUGACGGAUAACAGCAAGUCUUCAAUCUGCAUAUUUGACACCACCCUUCCAGAAACUGUUGUCCGAAGAGGUGACUACGUGCCGCCGCUUCCUUCCAGUCUUGUUCAACGUCGCGACUCGCCGUCAUUCUCUCACACAUCAUCAACGACCAGCAGCGCAUUAAGUCCACCGAGAGAGGGAGACUACUAUCAGGCGCACUCGCCUCCUACACCUACUGAUACAACCGUGGUGUCCCCAUUUUUCCAGAUGAGCCCCAACUCCCGUGAUCAACUAUACCAGCUCACAGGCCUUGCGGACGAUUGUGUAAAGCCAUUCGACAUCAAUCCCUUCCAGGAGACGCCUGAAAGCUAUUCUGAUGAUGUAAACCUUAAAGCAGAAUUUCCUUCCAGAAGUUACAGCAUGACAAGUGACGACAGUAUCUCCCACUUAAGCACAUGCUGCGGCCUCGGUCUCGGGCAGGUCAAUACUGCCCGGCCUAUGAGCCCCCAAGGGUUCACACCGGAAGCAAAGGGAGAGGUUCACAUGCCAGAGUCGGGUGCACUUUAUCCGGAAUUUGAUACGGAAGAUGAAAUGACAUCUGGCGAGGAAGCUGAACUGUUCGAAAUAAAACACGAGGAUGACGACGAUGAAUACAAACCAACUCAGAAGUACAUGCAGACAAAUUAUAAUGCAAGCCGCCAGAUGAGGACAUGCAAACGCCGCAACAGUUCUACAUCUCUACCAGAAGUAAAACGACUUAAGACCGAGCUCAACAUCCCCACUGCAACGCAUAGACAGGCUGCGAAGCCUGUGAUACAUGGGCCACCAAAGGGCAACUUAUCCUGCCCCGAGUGCCCCAAAAAGGUCUUGUUCAAGGACGAGGGCAGCUUGAACAACCACAUCAAGAAGCAACACACGCGACCCUUUAUCUGCGUUUUCGGAUUCGCAGGCUGCAAAUCGACCUUUGCCAGUAAGAACGAAUGGAAACGACACUGCUCCUCCCAACAUCUGGUCCUAAACUACUGGGUCUGCCUACAAGACCAAUGCUCAAGAUCGUCGAGCAAACCAACAACGAUUGGCCGCAACCGGCCCAAUGCCUCCCCCUCCUCCUGCUCCCACGGCGUCCGUUCGCCAAACGGGACCAUAUUCAACCGCAAGGACCUCUACACCCAGCACCUCCGCCGCAUGCACAUCCCCGCCGGCCUCAAGAAGCAGGUUAAGCAAAGGAAACCCGCGCCCGAGUGGGAGGCGCAGGAGCGAAAACACCAGGACGAGGCGAAGCGGACGCGGUGCGACCUGCCGACUUACAUGCGGUGCCCGGCGGCCAACUGCAACGCCCGCUUCGACGGCUCCAACGCCUGGGACGAGCGGAUGGAGCACGUCGCGAAGCACCUGGAGAAGGCCGUCACUGGCUCCGAGCCCCCAAUCGAGUUUGGCGGGGCGCAUGACGAGACGUUGAUGGAGUGGGCGACCAGGCCCGAGAUCGCGAUCGUUGAGAGGGGCGAAAGGGGGAAGUGGAGAUUACGCAACCCCCUGAAGACUAACGGAGGUCUUAUCGUGGGGGCGGUGGCAGAUCACAAUGGAGAUGAGGAUGCCGAGGGCGAGGAAGUUGAGGAAUGAUUGUCUCCAAUUAAAAAAAAAAGCCAGACCAUCCUGUGGCUUGCUUGUCACACCUACCUAGGUAUAGCAGCUCGGUCUGACACACAUCCAUGUAUAAUGAAUCUCGUUGGUAUACAAACUUAGGGAGGGGCCGUUUUUGGAUACCCUCGGUUUGGAAUGAAUAUGGUAAAAUAUCUACCUAUACGAUUAACACGAAUGAAAUCAAGGACUAUGUAGACAUUGAAUGAUACCAAUAUGCGCCUUCACUGGA
Molecule: messenger RNA, 2731 nt
Organism: Hypoxylon fragiforme
Lineage: Eukaryota; Fungi; Ascomycota; Sordariomycetes; Xylariales; Hypoxylaceae
Exons: 1
Coding region: 745-2481 (578 amino acids)
Molecular function (GO): DNA-binding transcription factor activity
Source: RefSeq, a predicted model, not a curated record